Messenger RNA from Cyphellophora attinorum, 5796 nucleotides. Its product is annotated as Negative regulator of mitosis. The transcript has a single exon. Gene Ontology annotation, biological process: protein K11-linked ubiquitination; anaphase-promoting complex-dependent catabolic process; metaphase/anaphase transition of mitotic cell cycle. Gene Ontology annotation, molecular function: molecular adaptor activity. Lineage: Eukaryota; Fungi; Ascomycota; Eurotiomycetes; Chaetothyriales; Cyphellophoraceae. Gene Ontology annotation, cellular component: anaphase-promoting complex. The record is from RefSeq and is a predicted model, not a curated record. The coding region runs from base 1 to 5796 and encodes 1931 amino acids.
AUGGCCUCACUUCGCUCUCUUGGCACCGUCAAGCCUUCCGCCCUGCAAUAUCUCGCCGCCGAAGGGAUACUUCCCGAUGACCCAGAGCCGGAUGCGUACCGGUGGAAGACUACCUACAGAGUGAACUCGGUGUAUGACGAGAUAUUGAUCGCACAGUCAUGGGUCGUGUGGUCCCGAUGUGGCACCAUCAAGCGAGUUCUGAACCUUGCCAGCGAGAAGGAGGACAUCCUUCAAGCAUUCACCACUACUUUCGAUCUACAGCAUGACGAGCAUGGCAAGGACUCCCUAGAAGAGGCUUUAGUGGUCGUCCUCAAUACCCAGGUCCACAUCCUGCUGCUUUCGGGCGACAGUCAUAUCCUCCCGUUGUCCUUCGAGCCACAAAAAGCGCUUGCAUGUCCUGGAGGUUUCGUUUUGCAGCGAAGGGCUGCAAAGGACAUCGAUGAUAGUCUCGACCUGACUCAGCACGACUUAAGCACCAUCAACGAGAGCCAGACCACCUUGCGGCCAGGGAGCGGCAGACCGUCCCUACUACUGACAGAUUUUGACAGAGCCUUCUCGCGCUCAAGCGACAAUGUGCCACGCACCUUCUCGUGCGUCGAUCCUAUGUCAGAGCUCGGUCUAGUGGUAUGUGGCGAUACUGAUAAGGCACGGUCACUUAACGAUUGCCAUGCUCUGCCCUUCUCGGAGACACUGGUGUACCUGUCGCCUUAUGACGAACUCGAGGAUCUCUCCACUGAGCAUGAGCAUCUUUGUCUGGCAGUUACUGCUGAUCUCUCCAAUAGCACUGUCACGAUAUGGCAUGUGGCACGACAUGUUCCCGCAUCCGCUCGGACCAGGUCCAAGAAACAAACGACAGCCCGUAAAAGUACCUCAGCGAGGAAGAGCUCUGCAAAUCUUGCAAAAUCGCAGCAAACGAGGGAAAGCCAUCUUCGACAGAGCUUUGGUGCUCAGGCUCAGUCGUAUGCCGACAAUUUGCGGUCUUCUGCUUCUGAGCAGAAGUCUGGGAAUAGUCUUGCGGAUCAGCUUGGUCCAGAGUUCGAGCAGACUGGAGUGCAGACUCGCUCCUCCCGACGAGUGAGCUCUAUGCUUGCUCGAACGGAUCUGGGAAUCGGCGGUGACAGAAAUGCCUUCAAUGAGCUGGCCACGGGACAAGCUAGUCGCAAAAGUCUCGGACGUGCAGGUGCUCGUGGCGAAUCCAUUGGGAGCUUUGGUGAUCGACAGAGCUUUGGUAUCCGACGCAAAAGCUCCUUCCAUGCUGCUACGUCGAUUUUGAGCACCGGAACAUCCUUCCUCAACGUAGCGGGAAUCGCACACACCGAUCACUUGUACAACGGUACAAAUUUUGAUCAGCAGGAGAUCGAUGUUUCCGAGUCUAGUGAUCUGCCUAGGGAUGUUGGAUUCUUCAAGCUGACUACGUUCGAGUGGCAUGAGCCGACGCAGGGGCUAGCUGAUCUGGACGUCUUCACUUUGUUGUCCCCCGGACAGAUUGGUAUUGAUCAGCCCACUCUGUCAGUGUGCCUGCUGGACCAUAGCUCGCGGACUAUAGCCAUUGUCAGCGUACAGGUCGACAGUCCGAGCCCGCGGGCAUCCUUGACCCGAUCAAAACGAGCCAAGCUGAAAGCAAGCAGCAUUCGCCGAGGCAACGGUAUCUCUACGGCGUGUAUAGUCAAGGACACCAAUACUCGAAGGCUCUUGGUCGUUCAGAAGGCGCUGUCAGGCGAGUAUUUUAUGCAGCUAGAGGCACCCUGGAGUCCGUCUCUUACCUUGCCGAUGCCAUCACGUCUCAGUCUCACGAAUGCUCAGCCCUCAGCCUUUGACCAGGGUUUCAGUAAGAGGGGAGAUGAGUCUAAACUCCAUGCCACUACUGCUGCAGCGACAAUUGAUAUUGUUAGAGCUGAAGGAUGCGGUGGCCAGGGGCAGAUCGUUCUCUUUGAUUCAUCUAGCAGGCUGCAUCAAUUGCAAGUCACCUUGGCGCCGAAAAACAAUUUUGUUGGGCAUGUGCUUUCAAUGUGCAACUUUCUCUUCGGAAAGCAAUUCCGUGAUAGUAUGCUGGUAGCCUAUUGGGAGAUGCGUCGCUGGAUUGAUCUACGGCACAUCGAAGGCGCCGAUGAGUGGACAGCCUUGGUCACGACGAUAUUCACCCUUGUCGUGCCGUUCCUAGACACGUCUUUCAAGUCGACCCCAGCCAAGAAAAAGACUGCCACUCUUUUGAGAUCGAGCAGUGGAUCCGCCGUGGAUCUGACCAAUUUCAAAGCCAUGUCAGAUGCUCAUAUCAUUUCUCAGCCUGAGGCUCUCAGCAAUCAAUGGCACUGGCUAGGCAAUGAAGCCACGAUGACUCUACCAGUGUCACCCACAUCACCCUCGUCCCGGCAUCUGCGUGGAGCAAGUCUGCAAUCAGCGCUCGACGGUGUCCAAGGCUCGACGCGCACAUUCGUGACCGAUUGCGUCACUCUCGCGAGAGAAUUCAUACAGUCCCCUGCUGGAGAAGCCAUGAUCGGAUCCGAGGGAUAUCUGCCAGUCGCCAUCAACAAAGACAGGGUAGUCCGUCAGACUGCCGUCGCAAAAAUGACAGUAGGUCUCCAGCUGCUGUACGAAGAGGAAAAGCUUGUUCGGAUAUCAAUCGAUCGUUUCGUGACAUCUUCUCUGCCAGCUGUUCUGGCUCAACUUGGCACAUGGCUUAGAUGGUCAGCAUGGACCAUGGAACAGCAAACUUAUUUUGGGCUUCAACUUGACAAUCCCACCCAGUGGUCAAUAGAAGCAUCCCACAUCACCGCACUGCAGGUGCCAUCCCAACCUUUCGAGCCGCCUUCAAUACUGCAAUACGUCUGUGAUAACAUCGGGUCUCAAUCUGGUAUUGUCUUUCCCACUCUAGCGACGUUAGCCGAGCAGCAGUCGCCAGACAGACAGACCGAACACGAGUCCAGAAGCGCACGACUUACACCACUUACUCACGCCAUCACAUGCGUACUCCGCAAACGUCCAUGGGCCACUGGAGGUGCCGUGUCGCCGCCACAAGGGUGGGACAUUCCUACAAAAGAGCUUCAAGCUAUGCCCGAAGCGAUCGUUGCAGUGUUCCACCAAGCUGCUGCUGCUUCGCGGGCAAGUAAUAAACACUCGCCCAGUCGCGAGCAGCCGCAAGAUGCAGAGAAAGCCCGAUCCCGACCUGCUCCGUUAGCGCUCGCAAGUGCCACUGCCUCUCAUCACGCAAGCAAAGACUUCCACAGCGCAGGCGUUUCUGCUUUCGAUGGUGAGACAACUCAGCGCUGGGACCUAGCGUCAGAAGCAGAUCGACAUGCCGUCAGUCGUGCACUGUUUCAGGCUGAUCGCCGCUUCCAGGAAGCAUCGCGGUUGGUGAAUCAGACUCGACCACCUGUCGUGGACUGUCCGAUUGAGCCUGACUGGACCGAAGCGGAUCUACUGGAGACACAAAAGGAGCUUGCGCAGCUUGUGGCGAGACGCACGCUGUCGAUUGCUUCUGGGCGUGCAAUGAUGCAUUACAGCGCCAGAGAACCUCUUCUCACGGAAAGAGUGCCUAUUCCAGCGUUCUCGCUACAGUGUUUAAUAGUGUCAUCGGGCAGAUCCGAGACUGCACAGCCCAUGACAUUCAGCGCCGACAAGUCGUCCUUCACGGAAGAGAAAGUGUGCUGGGCGUUUUUCCAUAAUGGCGCAAGUGCUGGUCUUAUGGUGUCAAGGUUUGCUCGCUGCGUCGAUACUUCGUGGAUCCUGUACAACAAGCCACAGGAGCUUACCAACCGCCAUGCUGGCUUCCUGCUCGCACUCGGACUCAAUGGUCACCUGCGCUCUCUUGCCAAAUGGGUUGCGUUCAAGUAUCUCACACCAAAGCAUACGAUGACUUCGAUCGGUCUGCUCCUGGGUCUGUCGGCAUCAUAUAUCGGAACGCAAGAUCAGCUCAUCACUCGACUGCUAUCAGUCCACGUCACUCGACUGCUGCCUGUAGGUGCUGCUGAGCUCAAUCUCUCGCCACUAACGCAGACCACCGGCAUCAUGGGCAUCGGAUUACUGUAUUUGAGCUCGCACCAUCGUCGUAUGUCCGAAGUCAUGCUCUCAGAACUCGAGAACAGCGAUGCUGAGGAGGGUGUUGCCCCAGAGCUUGUUUUGCGAGACGAAGGAUACCGUCUGGCCGCCGGCUUCUCUCUCGGCUUGAUUAACCUAGGCCAGGGCAACGAGUUGCACGGGCUGCACGACAUGUCCGUUCCAGAAAGGCUGUUGGCGAUUGCCAUCUCAAUGAAGAAUGUCAAUCUGGUUCACGUCUUAGACCGCGCCACAUCAGGGGCCGUGAUGGCCAUUGCCUUCAUCUUCAUGAAGACGAACAACGCCUCAGUAGCGUCGAAAAUCGACAUUCCUGACACAUUGCACCAAUUCGACUAUGUUCGACCGGACAUCUUCCUGCUGCGGACAUUGGCAAGACACCUCAUCAUGUGGGAUUCCAUCAUGCCAACUCAGUCUUUUGUAACAAGAUCUCUUCCGAAGCCGUACCGACACCGGGCAUCUCUCGAUAAGACCUUGAGCCUCGCAACGGAGGAUCUGCCUUUCUUCAACAUCCUGGCCGGUAUCUGCUUCGCUCUAGGACUGCGUUACGCAGGCACACAACGUGAGGAUGCGAGAAAUCUACUUGUCUCGUACCUGGAUCAUUUCCUGCGACUUUCACGCCUCCCUUGUGCCCAUUAUGAUGCUCGAGUCACUCUUAACAGUGUGCGUCAUUGUCUCGAUGUCGUCGCGUUGUCCGCAGCGAUGGUGAUGGCCGGCUCCGGCGAUUUGAUUGUCCUGCGGAGGCUGCGAAGUCUGCAUGGCCGGACCGACAGAGAUACGCCAUUUGGAAGCCACAUGGCUGCACACAUGGCCCUUGGGGCACUGUUCCUUGGUGGCGGCACCAUGACGUUUGGAACGAGCAAGAAGGCUGUUGCCAGUCUUUGCAUAUCAUUCUAUCCACUGUUUCCGAGCGAUGUGCUGGACAACAAGGCACACUUGCAAGCGUUACGGCAUCUAUGGGUUCUGGCAGCAGAAUCGAGAUGUUUGGUGUGCAAGGAACGGGAAACCGGGGCGCUGGUUGGAGGCGUUGCUGCGACGGUAUAUCUGAAGAAUGGCGAGACGGUCAACAUGAAGGUACCAGGUCUCUUACCUGAGCUGGACACGGUCAAUAGCAUCGUGGUCGAGGGUCACGGCUGGUGGUCAUCAACGCUCAAUAUGAAAGAGUCCAAGAAGCGCAACAACAUCGACCAACAAGGCGUGGUCACGGUCUUCAUGAAGCGCAAAUCCGCAUUCGACUCAGCUCCGCAGGGAGACUCGAUAGCUGAAGAGCUGCGUCUUCUCGACGAGCACAGCAUGAGAGCCGCAGGGGGCGUACCUAGCUGCAAUCCAGAUCUAGCUGAGCGCACGCAUACCUCCUCCAAGGCAUCCGAGGGCGAUCCAUUCGAGUGGUUGUUCGGUCUCGAGUCAUUCGAGGACUAUGAUGCCAAGGAGCGAGAUCUGGUGCUGGGACCUUAUGAUGGGGAUGGAAGGCGGUUCUUGGAGGGUACUCCUCUGGACGCGAGGCUGGUCGUUGAGCGAGGACUGCUGCCUGAUGAUCGUCGUAGUGGAGAGCACAAAUUAGAGAUUGACAAGCUGUACCAGAUUCGGGCGCUGCUGCAGUGGUUUGAUCAAUUUGACAGUGAGGACGAGCAGAUGGAUGCUCAAGGUGACGAUGCGAAUGAGACGAGAUGGCGUUCGGGUUUGUGGCUGCGGCGCGAGGUCAUUGACAGGUUGAGGGAGAGGGUGUUCAAGUUGAUGGCUGAAUGA